CCAAGGCGAACUGGAGCAGCGAAAACGAAGCGCCGGAGCUGGGCAAAAGCUCCAAAAACGCUGCAGAGCCCAAAUUCAGAAGGAGAGAGGGAGAAAGAGGAACGAGCGAGAGCCAGGGAGAGAGAUAAACAGGGGCAGAGAGCGCUAUCGCUUACAGGGAGAGCCACCUUGUGGCGAGAGUAUCCCCGAGAUAUUUAGAUUGUUAUUUGGCGACACUGACAGCGACAGUCCCGCACAGAAUUAUCUGCUCAGUGCUAAAGUUGUACUCGUGCUGCGUAGCUCGUGUGGGCAAGAGGCAAGGACGUUUCUCGACACGCCCACUCGCCACCUGCCGCCCGCCACCGCCCCUGGCGCCUGCCGCCCGCCACGCCCCCCGCCAGCUGGAGGAAGCAGCUGCUUUUCAGUAGUGAAGUGGAAGUGUGCGUGCGCGUUUCGCGGCAAACGGAACUGCCGCCGGUCGUAAGGCAAGAAACGCGCAGGAUAAACGCGAAUUAGAAUCUAGUGCUACGAAAAUCCAGUCACUUUUUGCAUAAUACGGGGUGGAAACUGAAAUUCAAGCGGCGCGUAAAUAUACUAUUUACUUUCUCGUGUGCACCCCCCUUUUAUCAACGAACGUGUUAUCAGCAACCGAAGCGCGACAAAAACACAGAAACGUACUAAAAAACAAACAAAAAAAUAUACAAAAAACCGAAAUGAAAAGAAAAGGCAUUUGAAUGCGUGAGUGUGUGUUUAGUAAAAAGCCCGAAAAACUUAGGCUCACCGAAAAAAAGGAACUGAUUUUCCUCAAUCAAAGGGAAAAAUCAACGGUUAACCGGCGAGUGGACGCAUUUAAAGCCGCUCGAAAAAGACAAACAAAGGGGCAGACGUGCGUGAAGCGAAAUCUGGCGGCUAACCGAUGAGACUGGCCUAUCAUCAAUUACCCCAUUGCCACGCACCUGGCCAUUAAAGUGGUGGUGUGUGCAGAGCAACAGGUUGGCCGGGAAAAUCCCCCAGGAUUCCAGGAGCACCGGGCACCGCCAUAAGUGGGCGAGUACGUGACUUAAUCAGCGGACGCAGCAGGAUUCGGAGUCUGGCUAACGAGGCAAAGGCUACCAGAAGGAUCAGAAAAACUAGGAGAAAGAGUAGCAGGAGCAGGAGCAGCAGCAGGAGGAGGAGGAGCUGCCUCCCAUUUGGCCCGCAAUGAUUUCAGGCACGGCACACUGAGCAGCAGCAGCAACAUGACAGAUGUGUCAUCGCCAGCUGGCGGCGCCGCAGCUCCGGUUGAAAUGACCACCAGCAGCUCCAUAGCCGCCACCCCGUCAUCCUCGUCCUUGGCGACAUCCUCGACAAAACCGCUGACCAAUGGCGCCAACAAGACGGCCACAUCAACGGCAGCUGGCAGCUCGGGAUCUGGAGCCCUCGCCUCCGCCAGCUCAAGUGGCAAUCAGGUCAAGCUGGAGCAUCAUCACCGGCAGAGCAAUAACAAUCGACCUGCGGCCAACACCACCACCACCAGUCGCAGUCCGGAAAUCAAGCUGAGAUCUCCGUCCGGCGAAGGUGAUGGUGCCUCCAGGCUGAUGGCCACUUCCCCAACCCAAUCGCCCUCGCUGACGAGCAUGCAAACCCAGACGGGUCAGCCGGAUAGGUUGGCCAGGGCGAGCACUUCGACGGUCUCGCAGCAGGAUGUGGAUGAGGUGGCCCGGCUGUUCGAGGAGAAGCCGGAGGCCUUCGAGAAGUGGCUGACGGAGCGGGCUCCUCCGGAGGCCCUCAGCCGGCUGCAGGAGUUCAUCGAGAAUCGCAAGCCGCACAAGCGACCCUCGGUCACCUCGGAUCUCUUCCAGCAGUGGAUGGCCGCCUCGCCCACCGUGCAGCAGAAAUCCCCUCGGAGUCUCUCGAACUCUUCGGCAUCGUCGCUCCCCGAGAGCCGGAGGCACCUAAUGGACCUGGACGAGGGCGAGCUCUUCAUGGAACUGAUUCGCGACGUGGCCAACGAGCUGGACAUCGACGUGCUGUGCCACAAGAUUCUGGUCAAUGUCGGGCUGCUCACCCACGCGGAUCGGGGCUCCCUCUUUUUGGCCAAGGGCACGCCCACCAACAAGUAUCUGGUGGCCAAGCUAUUCGAUGUCACUCAAAAGACAGCACUCAAGGACGCGGUGACUCGGGCCAGUGCCGAGGAGAUUAUCAUUCCCUUUGGCAUUGGAAUCGCGGGAAUGGUGGCCCAGACAAAGCAGAUGAUUAACAUCAAGGAGGCCUACAAGGAUGCGCGCUUCAACUGCGAAAUCGAUCUGAAAACCGGCUACAAGACGAACGCCAUCCUCUGCAUGCCCAUCUGCAAUUACGAGGGCGACAUCAUAGGCGUGGCGCAAAUUAUCAACAAAACGAAUGGCUGCAUGGAGUUCGAUGAGCACGACGUGGAAAUCUUCCGUCGGUAUCUGACCUUCUGCGGGAUCGGCAUUCAGAAUGCCCAGCUCUUUGAGAUGUCCGUGCAGGAAUACCGGCGCAACCAAAUCCUCCUCAAUCUGGCCCGCAGCAUCUUCGAGGAGCAGAACAAUCUCGAGUGCCUCGUCACCAAAAUCAUGACAGAGGCCCGCGAACUUCUCAAGUGCGAGAGGUGCUCGGUUUUCCUAGUGGACCUCGACUGUUGCGAAGCGAGCCAUUUGGAGAAGAUAAUUGAGAAGCCCAAUCAGCCAGCCACCCGCGCCAUCAAAUCCGCCGAUAGCUUCGAGGAGAAGAAAAUGCGCAACCGUUUCACUGUGCUCUUCGAACUCGGCGGCGAGUACCAGGCUGCCAAUGUUUCGAGGCCAUCUAUCAGCGAGCUGAGCUCCUCGACUUUGGCCCAAAUUGCCCAGUUUGUGGCCACCACCGGGCAGACAGUCAACAUCUGCGAUGUGCACGAGUGGGUAAGGGAACACAAUCAGAUUCGGGCGGAGGAUGAAAUAGACAGCACCCAGGCCAUCCUCUGCAUGCCCAUCAUGAAUGCCCAGAAGACGGUCAUUGGCGUUGCCCAACUUAUCAACAAGGCCAACGGCGUUCCCUUCACCGAGUCGGAUGCCUCGAUUUUCGAGGCUUUCGCCAUCUUCUGCGGCCUGGGCAUCCACAACACCCAGAUGUACGAGAAUGCCUGCAAGUUGAUGGCCAAGCAGAAGGUGGCUCUGGAGUGCCUCAGCUACCAUGCCACCGCUAGCCAGGAUCAGACGGAGAAGCUCACCCAGGACGCGAUUGCGGAGGCGGAGGCCUACAACCUGUACAGCUUCACCUUCACUGACUUUGAAUUGGUGGAUGAUGAUACCUGUCGAGCGGUUCUUCGCAUGUUUAUGCAAUGCAAUCUGGUAUCUCAGUUCCAAAUACCUUAUGAUGUCCUCUGCCGUUGGGUCUUGAGUGUUCGAAAGAACUAUCGUCCUGUGAAGUACCACAAUUGGCGGCAUGCCCUUAACGUGGCCCAAACGAUGUUUGCCAUGCUUAAAACCGGAAAGAUGGAGCGCUUCAUGACGGACCUGGAGAUUUUGGGCCUGUUGGUGGCCUGUUUGUGCCAUGAUUUGGAUCAUCGCGGCACCAACAAUGCCUUCCAGACCAAAACAGAAUCUCCACUGGCUAUUUUGUACACCACCAGCACGAUGGAGCACCAUCACUUCGAUCAGUGCGUGAUGAUACUCAAUUCGGAGGGAAAUAACAUAUUCCAGGCCCUCUCACCUGAGGACUAUCGCUCGGUAAUGAAAACAGUGGAAAGCGCCAUCCUGUCCACCGAUCUGGCCAUGUAUUUCAAGAAGCGCAACGCUUUCCUCGAGUUGGUGGAAAACGGGGAGUUCGACUGGCAGGGCGAGGAGAAGAAGGAUUUACUUUGUGGCAUGAUGAUGACAGCCUGCGAUGUGAGUGCCAUUGCCAAGCCUUGGGAAGUUCAGCACAAGGUGGCCAAGCUGGUGGCCGACGAGUUCUUCGACCAGGGCGAUCUCGAGAAGCUGCAGCUCAACACCCAGCCAGUGGCCAUGAUGGACAGGGAGCGCAAGGACGAGCUGCCCAAGAUGCAGGUGGGUUUCAUCGAUGUUAUAUGCCUCCCCCUCUACAGAGUGCUCUGCGACACCUUCCCCUGGAUCACUCCGCUCUACGAGGGCACCCUGGAGAACCGACGCAACUGGCAGGAUCUGGCCGAGAAAGUGGAGAUGGGCCUCACCUGGAUCGAUCACGAUACCAUUGACAAGCCGGUGGAGGAGUUUGCCGCCUGUGCGGAUGAGGAGAUCAAGGACAUCGAGUUCACGGUGACCACGCUCAACUGCAAUCAGCAGUCGCAGCACGGCAGCGAGGACAGUCACACGCCGGAGCACCAACGCAGUGGCUCCCGGCUGAGCAUGAAGAAGACCGGAGCCCUGGGCAAGGCGGUGAGAUCCAAGCUCUCCUCCAAGCUCUACAACAGCAUGGAUGGCUCGAAGCCGAAGACCUCGCUCAAGCUCCUGGAGUCCCAUGUCAGCGAGGACAUGGACGACAAGAGUCCCACGAGUCCUUCGCAGCCGCAGGCCUCCGGCAGCAUGGGUCGCAUGUCCGCCUCGUCAUCCACCUCCUCGGCCGGGGGUCAGAUGGUGGACAAGUCCAAGAAGCGAUCCAAGCUGUGCGCGUUGUUAUGACGAAAGCCCUCCAAUUAGAAUAUGGCGACUCCCUCCAGCACGACGGGCAGUGAGACUGACCACAAGUGCGGAGGGGGGAUGACCGAGUUCUAAUUGGAUUUUGGGUUUGCGAAUUCACAAAAACUUGUUGUGCUCUACCUGUAUAUAUUACAGUGUUUGGCAUUCGAUUUAGGUUGAAUUUGGGAAGAGUUUUUAUUGAUGAAAUUAUUGUUUUAAAAAAAGCAGCGAAUGCUGCUUAAAUUUCAAUUUAAUGUGGUUGAUUAUAAGAAUAUCAAAAAGGCGUUAUUGUAUUGCGUUCUGUUUAUUAAAAACCUUUCCCUAUAACAAUGUCAAAAACAUUUUAUUAUUAUAAUCCAUAAAAGUAUAAUUUCAUGAACAAAACCCCCAUCAAAUUCAAUCGAAAUCGAAGACAAAUGCAGGGGUAUAUGUAUAUGUUUGAAAUAUGUUUUAAGUACUAUAACUAUCCAUAUACAAGCGGAGGAGCAUUAAGCAGAAGCAAAUGCAGUUGCAAUAUUAAGCAUAAGUGAAUGUCAAAAUAUGUGAUCUAUUUAAGGUCCCGAAGGUGCGAAGCCCCCGGGUUGAACCUUUUGUCGGAUACUAUCCCUUCUCUCUAUCUAUCUGUCUUUCGCCUAUAGGUGAUCGAAAACCGCGAAACUAAACUAAACUAACUAAGUAGAUCGAAUCCAAACAACUAGCUAAGCGUGUACGUAGUUACCCCAACCAAAUCGUGCUAGUCAACGUAUGAAAUACUAUAUGAAAACUACUAAGUUAAGAAUUUUUGAGGCUACAGUCCAGGCAUCGGACAUCAGGAGUCGCAAGGGACGGAAGAAGGAUCACCACUAGUCCUCGCCUGUGAUCGAUCAGCUUGAAACCUACUUUAUAGCUAACUAAUAGACAUAUAUGUAUGCACAGAGGUGUGUAUUUACGUAGCAAACUAUAGCAAUAUUAUAUGAUAUUUCCCACACGAUUGUGAGCACAGCACAAACAUAGAGAAAUCGAACAGAAGGCAGAAGACGAGGCAACUGAUGGGGAAUGAGUAAUACCUUUCGUACUGUGUUUGAUUGUAUAAAUAUAAAUAUUAGCCUAAAGAUACACAGCAGUCAAUUUUUGAACUCGAACUCAAGCAAAAUACGAAUACGAUAGAUAUUUGGCAAAUAUUCGCACUCGGUCAAUACGAAUAAUCCGGUCCCACACACUCUCCUAGUUGUUGCAAUCAAGUUUACUUUAUCUGUGUGUACGUGUACAAAGAAAACUAUAUACUAUAGGGCAUAUAUAUAAACAAAAUAUUUAUAAACAUACGGAAACUAUAUAAAAUAUUUACAUGUGACUAAUGUAACUAUAACUGAAUUGCUUAGAAUUAAAUGUUUAAGGGCAUCUUGUUUAAAGUUUUCAUUGGUCUGUGUGUGCUAAUCAAAUUUUGGCUAAAAGAGAGUCAACAUAAAUAAAUAUUGAAAACUAUUUUUCUAGUUACUCUGCCGCUCGCUUCAAAAUCAAAAUCCAGACAACUUUAUCAGCCGGUUUAAAUCCUCUUCUGGACUUAGUUGUGACAAUUAAUUGUGUAUAUUUCUCGAUCUUUUCGUUGCUUGUUUCUGUUCCCCAACGAUUUAAGAAUAAUUCACAUUUGUUUACCUAACUAUGUAAGACUUGCAAUUAAAUCAAAAAUAAAUCACACCAUUGAGAAUUACUCUAAA
This is a messenger RNA of Drosophila biarmipes, 6286 nucleotides long. RefSeq names its product cGMP-specific 3',5'-cyclic phosphodiesterase. The coding region runs from base 1218 to 4595 and encodes 1125 amino acids. Lineage: Eukaryota; Metazoa; Arthropoda; Insecta; Diptera; Drosophilidae. The record is from RefSeq and is a predicted model, not a curated record. Gene Ontology annotation, molecular function: protein binding; 3',5'-cyclic-nucleotide phosphodiesterase activity. Gene Ontology annotation, biological process: signal transduction. The transcript is spliced from 14 exons.